UAAUUAAAACUAUAAAUAUGCGUGAAAAUGUCAAGGAAUUCAAUAAUCACAGUAUUUGGAGAGCUUGUAAUAAAAUUCGUGCGGCUGUCAGUCGAAUUCAUAUAAAUCUUUGGGAUUAUUUUACACCUUUAGAUACAGAACAAAAUAAUUUAAUCUCAGAAUUGGAGUUUAUCACUGUUUUAUCGGGAUCAUUGGGAAAACAAGUUGGUCUUUCAAAUCAAGAAAUUUCUGAACUCGCGGAUUAUUUUCGUACUCAAGAUGGACGAAUUUUUUAUACACAAUUUUGUACUAUUAUUCAAGAAAAUAGUAAGAAUAUUAUUAGAAACCGUGAUUUUUGUAUAAAUAUGCGUUGGAGAAAAAUUUUCCAUGGAUUUCUUAGUUUGUCCGAAGAAAGAAAAUUAGAAAUUAUUAUCACUAAAAUUGCUUCUUGUAUUAACCGCCAACAAAUUUUGAUAAGACCUUACUUUCAUGAUUAUGAAUUGAUAUCAAAAAAUUGCGGAGUAGUGACAUUUACACACUUUGCUCGAGUAUUACAUUUUUUAGACAUUAACUUAUCACCCAACGAAAUGUAUUUGUUAAUAAAGAAAUUUUCAAAAGACAAUUAUUCGGUCAAUUAUGUGGCUUUCAUUCAAGCUAUUGAAGAGGUUCAAGAUUUCUUUGAAAAAAAUAAAGCUAAUCAAGAUGGAAUGCUUUUGGAUAAAUUCCCAGGAAGAAUAAUAUCGGUGAAUUUACCAAAAUUAAAUCGACCCGAAAUUGGUAAAAUAAAGACUUCUUGUGUAUUUCCACAACAGUUACAUUUUUUAUCAGUCGAUACAAGAUCAAAGAGAAUUAGAAAUAUUGAAGAAAUUAUGCUAAGGCUUCAAGAGCAUGCUUUUAAAAGUCAGAUACGAGUUGCAGAUCAUUUUCAGGAUUUUGAUAUAUUUAAUGUUGGAAAAAUAAGUGAAAAUCAAUUUCAAAGGGGUUUGAAUGCUUUUAGAAAAUCUGCUCAUGGUAAUCUUUAUUUAGCUGCAGAGGAAAUCGAAAAUAUAAUAGCAUUUUAUAAAGAUCCAAGUGAUAUAGAACGAAUUUGUUGGAGAGCAUUUGAAGAUGAUGUUGAACAAGUAUUCACAAAAAAGCAUUUGGAUAAACAGCCAAAUUGUAAAGUAGUUGCUCCUCCAGUAGAAGUGAAAAAGCUUAAUCGAUUAAGCUAUGGGGAAUGGGAUUGUUCAGAAAUAGAUUCAAAACUUACAUCGACAGUAUUGAUGGAAAAAUUUUAUACAAGGUCGCUUAAAAAAAUAAUGCAAUGUAUUGAACAAAGAAGGUUUUCCUUAAGACAAUAUUUUCGGGAUUUCGAUAAAAUUAAUCGAGGACACGUAUCAGGAGCUCAAUUGCGCCAAGUUUUCACGGCUGCAACGAUUUCCCUUACUCGAGAGGAAAUUUUGUCUUUAGAAUUCAUGUACAAUGAUAACUUAGGCUUUUAUUAUUUAGAUUUUAUAAGUAAAUUGGAACAAUUAUUGGAUGAAUCGUCAAUUUGUGAGAAACAGCAAUUAAAAAAUAAAUUGGACAUUUUUAAUUUGUCUGAAAAAUGUCCAGCUCCCGAAGAAACAGAUAUUGAUUUAAUUUUAGCAAAAAUAAAAUCCAAAGUCGUUUGUAAUGGAAUCAAGGUAAAUGAAUUUAUUCGACAUUUUGAUUUAAGGAACGAAAAAAUUGUAACAAGAUUGCAAUUUGAUCGUGGACUCGAUCAGCUUAAAUGCGAUCUCACUCGUACAGAAGUAAAUAGCCUCAUGGAUCAUUUCAUAGCAUCUCAAAGACCAAAUUACAUCGAUUAUUCAAAAUUUUCUGAUGCGGUCGAAGGAGCGAUGGUAAAAGGACAACUGGAGAAGUCUCCUUUGGUGAUUCCAAUACGUCAUGUACCGACCAAAGACACUACUCGCUCCUUUUUGAAUUUCGAUGAGCGGCAAAUUCUGACACGGGGACUGAAUGCUAUCUCCGCGUACGUUGACAAUAAUUUAGAAGAACUUUUUAAGGAUUUCGAUAAGAGUUUAAAUACUGGAACUGUGACGAAAAAUGAAUUAAUUAGAGUUCUUAGUAUUAGAAAUAUUAUUUAUAACCUUAAUGCUAAUGAAAUCGAUGUGUUAUUCAAGUGCUUUACAACGGGACAUAUUAAAGUGGAACCUAAAUUUGACUAUCGAGCUUUUUUAAAUGCAUUAUACAUAUUGCGAGAGAAUAAUAUGAUUAAAACAUGA
This is a messenger RNA of Ceratosolen solmsi marchali, 2225 nucleotides long. RefSeq lists its product as uncharacterized. The transcript has 12 exons. Bases 18 to 2225 code for a protein of 735 amino acids. The record is from RefSeq and is a predicted model, not a curated record. Lineage: Eukaryota; Metazoa; Arthropoda; Insecta; Hymenoptera; Agaonidae.